Molecule: messenger RNA, 942 nt
Organism: Elephantulus edwardii (Cape elephant shrew)
Lineage: Eukaryota; Metazoa; Chordata; Mammalia; Macroscelidea; Macroscelididae
Product: olfactory receptor 1G1-like
Exons: 1
Coding region: 1-942 (313 amino acids)
Biological process (GO): G protein-coupled receptor signaling pathway
Cellular component (GO): membrane
Molecular function (GO): G protein-coupled receptor activity; olfactory receptor activity
Source: RefSeq, a predicted model, not a curated record
AUGGGAUGGGAAAACUUGUCCAGCAUCUCAGAAUUUUUUCUUCUGGGGUUCUCUGAGCAGAAGGAGCAGCAGGAAGUCCUCUUUGGGCUGUUCCUCUCCAUGUACCUGGUCACUGUGUCAGGCAAUCUUCUCAUCAUUCUGGCCAUCGUCUCUGAUGCUCAACUCCACACCCCCAUGUACUUCUUCUUGGCCAACCUCUCCCUUGCCGAUGCAUGCUUUGUGUCCACCACAGUGCCCAAGAUGCUGGCAAACAUAUGGAUCCAAAAUCAGGUCAUCUCAUACGCAGGGUGUUUAUCGCAACUGUAUUUUUUCAUGUUAUUUGUGAUGCUGGAAGCUUUCCUCUUGGCUGUCAUGGCCUAUGACCGCUACGUUGCCAUAUGUCACCCACUCCACUACAUUCUAGUCAUGAGCCCAGGGCUCUGUGUCCUUCUAGUCAUUGCAUGUUGGAUCAUGAACGCUCUUCACUCCCUCUUACACACACUUCUGAUGAACAGUCUUUCCUUCUGUGCAGACCAGGAGAUCCCACACUUCUUCUGUGAUAUCAACCCCCUCCUGAGUCUUUCCUGCACAGAUCCCUUCAUCAAUGAGCUGGUGAUCUUUACUGUCGGGGGACUGGCAGGCUUGGUCUGUGUCCUUUGCCUGAUUAUCUCUUAUGCCUACAUUUUCUCAACCAUCCUGAAGAUCCCUUCAACUCAGGGAAAGCGGAAAGCCUUUUCUACCUGCAGCUCUCACCUCUCUGUGGUCUCUCUUUUCUUUGGGACUUCCUUUUGUGUUUAUUUCAGUCCUCCCUCAACCCGCUCAGCACAGAUGGGCACCAUUGCAUCAGUGAUGUAUACCGUGGUUACCCCGAUGCUGAAUCCCUUUAUCUAUAGUUUAAGGAAUCGGGAUAUUAAGGCUUCCCUGAGAAAACUCAUGUGGGUUAGGAAACUACAUUCUCCUUAG